UUUCGAUCCUUGUUUCUGCCACAACAAAAAUGAUGUUAACGUUUACUCAAUUGUAACAACAUUUUAUUCAUUUUUCAUCGAAUGUUUCUACUGGAUACAUUUUUUUUGGUGUUUUCUAUGACAAUACCGGUUUUGUCAGAGAUGAUUCCUUGUCAGACGUGGCACUUACUAAUGAAGAACGACGUCAUCUUUUUCAAAAUGUUUAUGCCAUUUUAGUUUUAACUUUCGCACUCACUUUCAGUAUUAUAAAAAGAGUAAAAUUAACCACAAAUAUUAAAUUGACAAAGCAAGAAUAUUUCUGUCGAAAAGACUUGUACAAAUUGAUUAAUUAUAGUAGAAUUAUCGUUUCUGUUUUCGUUGUAAGUGGUAUUAUUUGUUGACAAGCAUUGAACAUUUUUUAUAUAUAUCCUGCUGUAGAAGAAAGUCUUACGAGCACGAAGCACUGUUUUGCAGCGUAGAAUUUGGCAUUUACAGUAUAUUAAUUUAAUUGUGGGUGGAAAUUCUAUCAAAUUUUUUUCUUAGUUUUGCUAGUAAUCAUCUUAAUGAAGAUUUUCCAGAAGCUAUCGAAAGAUCUGCAACUAAUAAAAGUGAAUCAUCCGAAUUUGGAAACGGAAUUAAAAGUUAUUAUGACACAACACAAUGAACUUUGGGACAAUGUGAAACAAUUGAAUGUGAAACAAUUGAAUAGUCCAUUUAAUUAUGUUUUGAUAAUUUUGUACGGUUCACUAUUAAUGGAAAGCAGUUUACUUUUUCAUGUUAAUAUUUUCUCGAAAUUGAAAUUUGCAUUUAGAGUUUUCAUUUGCAUAAUUAGUCCUGCAGUAUCAUUUACUUGUAUUUUAGUAGGAUUUUCAGCAUCCGCUUUUACAUCUAAUUUUCAAGACAUUCGAAGAUUCGCUCAAUACCAUCUGAAAUUGGAACAGAAAUUGAAAAUUGUGAAUUUUAUGAAAAGAUUUAAGAAGGCAUCUUUAUGUUUAUCUGCCAACGGUUUCUUCGAUGUUACCAUGAAGUGUUUAGUCAAGAUGUCCAGCGCUCUCUAUUCUGUGUUUUCGAAUCUGUUAAAUUUGAGGACCGUUUCCACGAAGAAAUACUGCUCUUACUGAGAUAUGAACCUAAGAAUCUAUCCUUUGAAUAUAAUUUCACCUGAUAACGUUUCAAUUAAUA
Centruroides sculpturatus (bark scorpion) is the source of this 1161-nucleotide messenger RNA. RefSeq lists its product as uncharacterized. NCBI's taxonomy places the organism in Eukaryota, Metazoa, Arthropoda, Arachnida, Scorpiones, Buthidae. The record is from RefSeq and is a predicted model, not a curated record. Bases 543 to 1100 code for a protein of 185 amino acids. The transcript has 4 exons.